CAAAUCAAAUAACCGAAAGUGAAUACUUUUUUUAAAGGUUAUGUUGUCUUGUAGUAUUUUUCGGCUUUAUGGUUAAUAUAUGAAUAUUUUCAAAUAAAAGUAUAUAUAGUGUGCUUCGUAAUUAUUUUUGUCUCCAGUGUUAGAAAUAUUAUAUCGUCUUUUAAAAAUGGAUGCAGAUCUUUAUGAUGAAUUUGGUAACUAUAUUGGACCCGAAUUGGACAGUGAUGAUGAUGAGGAAGAGGAACAAGAACAGCUUGAUGAUAAUGAACGUGAAGAAUAUGAUGAAGAGCAAAUGGAAGAUGAUCCCCAGCCAAUGGCUAUCGUUCUUCAUGAAGAUAAACAAUAUUAUCCUUCAGCCUUACAAGUUUAUGGUCCUGAUGUGGAAACGAUUGUACAAGAAGAAGAUGCACAGGCUUUAGAUGUACCAUUGGUAGAACCUGUGAAAAAGAAAAAGUUUCAACUGAAAGAGCAGGAUCUUCCGGAGACGGUUUACAGUAUGGAAUUUUUGGCAGAUAUGAUGGAUAACACAUCACUCAUUAGAAAUGUUGCUCUAGUAGGUCAUUUGCACCAUGGAAAAACUUCUUUUGUUGAUUGCUUGAUAAGGCAGACUCAUCCUGGUUACCAAGAUAAUGAGGAAAAGAACUUGAGAUAUACGGACAUUCUUUUCACUGAACAAGAAAGGGGAUGUUCCAUCAAAUCAAUUCCGGUUACUCUGCUACUGCAAGAUAUCAAGAACAAGAGUUAUCUCAUGAAUAUUUUCGAUACGCCAGGUCACGUAAAUUUCUCUGACGAGGUUACUGCUGCUAUGAGAUUAUGUGAUGGUAUUGUACUUUUCGUUGAUGCAGCUGAAGGAGUCAUGUUGAAUACGGAACGUCUUCUGAAGCACGCUGUGCAAGAACAGAUGCAAAUAACCAUAUGCAUCAAUAAAAUAGAUAGACUUAUUUUGGAACUCAAGCUACCUCCUCAAGAUGCGUACUAUAAAUUGAGGCACAUUGUUGAAGAAAUAAACGGUCUCCUCACGUUAUACUCAGAUGAUGCUAAUCCUCACAUAGUGUCACCAGUACUGGGAAAUGUUUGCUUCGCUAGUUCACAAUAUGGUGUUUGCUUCACCCUCAAGUCAUUUGCAAACAUUUACAAUUUAUACAAUGGGGAAGUCAACGUGGAGGAGUUUUCCAAACGUCUCUGGGGAGAUAUUUAUUUCAAUAAUAAAACCCGAAAAUUUACAAAGAAAGCUCCCCACAACUCGGCUCAAAGAAGUUUCGUAGAGUUCAUAUUGGAACCUCUAUAUAAAAUAUUUGCCCAAGUAAUAGGUGAUGUAGAUGGUUCUCUACUAGAUGUCUUGGAUGAACUCGGAAUUAAAAUGACUAAAAACGAAAUGAAACUCAACAUAAGACCGUUGCUGAGACUGGUUUGUGGAAAAUUUUUGGGCGACUUCAAUGGCUUCGUCAAUAUGUGUGUCGAGCAUAUAAAUUCUCCUCUGGAUAACGCCAAGAAAAAAGUUAAUCACAUCUAUACUGGUCCUAACACAAGUAAGGUAUAUGAUGACAUGGUGAACUGCGAUCAGGAGGGAUUGCUGAUGGUGCACAGUUCAAAGAUGUAUCCGACUGAAGAUUGCACUUUUUUCCAAGUACUUGGAAGGGUGAUGAGUGGAACUUUACAUGCUGGUACAGAUGUGAGAAUCUUGGGAGAAAAUUAUACUCUGCAAGAUGAAGAAGAUUCCAGGAUACUCACAAUUGGAAGGUUGUGGAUUUACGAGUCCAGAUAUAAAGUUGAACUCAACAGAGUACCUGCUGGAAAUUGGGUUCUGAUAGAAGGUAUUGACCAAUCUAUAGUAAAAACUGCUACAAUCACUGACUUAACAAUUUAUGACGAACUUUAUAUAUUCCGACCUCUGAAAUUCAACACGCAAAGUAUAAUCAAAAUAGCAGUAGAACCCGUCAACCCAUCGGAACUUCCAAAGAUGUUGGACGGUUUGCGUAAAGUCAAUAAAUCUUAUCCGUUGCUAACCACAAGAGUUGAGGAAAGCGGAGAACAUGUGGUUCUAGGAACUGGUGAAUUGUAUUUGGAUUGUGUGAUGCAUGACCUCAGAAAAAUGUAUUCCGAGAUUGACAUAAAAGUUGCUGAUCCAGUAGUGGCUUUUUGCGAGACAGUCGUUGAAACAUCCAGUUUGAAGUGUUUUGCAGAAACUCCAAACAAAAGGAAUAAACUGACAAUGAUUGCUGAGCCUUUGGAGAAGGGUUUGGCUGAAGAUAUCGAAAACGAAAACGUUCAAAUAGGAUGGAACAAAAAAAAACUGGGAGAGUUUUUCCAAACGAAAUACGAUUGGGAUCUGCUGGCUGCUAGAAGUAUUAUGGCAUUCGGGCCUGAUAAUACAGGGCCCAAUAUUCUGGUAGAUGAUACAUUGCCUUCGGAAGUAGACAAAGGUCUGCUUAGUUCUGUGAAAGACUCAAUCGUCCAAGGUUUUCAAUGGGGGACAAGGGAAGGACCACUUUGCGAAGAACCUAUUAGAAACACCAAGUUUAAAAUUCUUGACGCUGUGAUAGCUGGUGAACCAUUACAUCGAGGUGGGGGCCAAAUUAUACCGACUGCCAGAAGAGUUGUGUACUCUGCGUUUUUGAUGGCAACUCCCAGGCUGAUGGAGCCAUAUUUGUUCGUAGAGGUCCAGGCGCCUGCUGAUUGUGUAUCGGCUGUGUAUACUGUUUUGGCAAAAAGGAGGGGGCAUGUCACCCAAGAUGCUCCUGUACCAGGGUCACCUUUAUAUACCAUAAAGGCAUUCAUUCCGGCAAUCGACAGUUUCGGAUUCGAAACUGAUUUAAGAACACACACUCAAGGUCAAGCCUUCUGCCUAUCUGUGUUCCAUCACUGGCAGAUCGUUCCUGGGGAUCCCUUGGACAAAACUAUUGUAAUCAGGCCUUUGGAACCCCAACCUGCCACUCACUUGGCUAGAGAAUUUAUGAUAAAAACUAGGAGGAGGAAAGGGCUGAGCCAGGAUGUAUCUAUUAAUAAAUUUUUCGACGACCCUAUGUUGUUGGAAUUAGCAAGACAGGAUGUUAUGCCAAACUACCCUCUUUUGUAGAUAAAAUUACAAUGAGUAUUUUUAAAUAAAAUAUUGAACUACA
Leptinotarsa decemlineata (Colorado potato beetle) is the source of this 3119-nucleotide messenger RNA. Its product is annotated as 116 kDa U5 small nuclear ribonucleoprotein component. Gene Ontology annotation, molecular function: U5 snRNA binding; GTP binding; GTPase activity. The record is from RefSeq and is a predicted model, not a curated record. Gene Ontology annotation, cellular component: U2-type catalytic step 2 spliceosome; cytosol; U4/U6 x U5 tri-snRNP complex. Gene Ontology annotation, biological process: mRNA splicing, via spliceosome. NCBI's taxonomy places the organism in Eukaryota, Metazoa, Arthropoda, Insecta, Coleoptera, Chrysomelidae.